CCAGGAAACGCUGUAACCACUAGGACGAGCUAGUACUGAAAGAUUUUGUGAGUUGAGCAUCUCUCCGAGAUGGGUGAGGAAAUUUCGCCCCAGGCCGAAGACGUGGCAGAGCUGGAACUUGAGGCUGUGAUUGGCUUCAAUGGACAUGUUCCCAAUGGUCUCAAAUGCCAUCCUGACCAGGAACAUCUGCUUUAUCCCCUGGGCUGUACCGUACUCAUUCAGGCAAUAAAUACUCCAGAGCAGAAUUUCCUGCACGGUCACAGUAAUAACGUCUCCUGUUUGACCAUCUCCAAGAGUGGAGAUUACAUUGCCUCGGGUCAGGUCACCUUCAUGGGGUUCAAGGCAGACAUCAUCUUGUGGGAUUAUAAGAAAAGGGAGCUGCUUGCUCGGCUGUCCCUUCACAAGGGCAAAAUUGAAGCUCUGGCCUUUUCUCCAAAUGAUUUGUACUUGGUGUCACUAGGAGGCCCAGAUGAUGGAAGCGUGGUGGUGUGGAACAUUGCCAAGCGAGAUGCUAUCUGUGGCAGCCCUGCCGCUGGCCUGAACGUGGGAAAUGCCACCAGCCUGGUCUUCUCGCGGUGCCGGGAUGAGAUCUUUGUCACUGCUGGAAAUGGGACGAUUCGAGUGUGGGAACUCGACCUCCCGAACAGAAAGAUCUGGCCGACCGAGUGCCAGACGGGACAGAUGAAAAGAAUAGUCCUGAGUGUUGCAAUGGCUGAGGAUGACGGCUUUUUCUACCUUGGCACCACGACUGGAGAUAUUCUAAAAAUGAACCCCAGGACUAAGCUGCUGGCGGACACUGGGCCUGUGAAAGACAAGUACAGUUUGGGCGUAUCGGCCAUCAGGUCCCUGAAGAUGGGGGGUUUGCUGGUGGGCUCUGGAGCUGGACUUCUGGUCUUUUGUAAAAGCCCCAGCUACAAACCUGCUAAAAAAAUUCAGUUGCAAGGCGGCAUCACUUCUAUCACGCUUCGAGGAGAAGGACACCAGUUUUUUGUCGGAACAGAAGAAUCACACAUUUACCGUGUCAACUUCACGGACUUCAAAGAGACUCUCAUUGCGACGUGUCACUUUGAAGCUGUCCAGGACGUCGUCUUUCCGUUUGGUACCUCUGAGCUGUUUGCCACCUGCGCCAAGAAGGACAUCAGAGUGUGGCACACGAUGUCCAACAGGGAGCUGCUGCGCAUCACCGUGCCCAACAUAACCUGCCACGCCAUCGACUUCAUGAGGGACGGCAAGAGCAUCAUCUCAGCGUGGAACGAUGGCAAGAUCCGGGCCUUCGCCCCCGAGACGGGCCGCCUGCUGUACGCCAUUAGCAGUGCCCACAGGAUCGGAGUGACCGCCGUCGCCACCACCAGUGACUGUAAAAGGGUCAUCAGCGGUGGCGGGGAAGGGGAGGUGAGGGUGUGGCAGAUCGGCUGCCAGACCCAGAAGCUGGAGGAGGCCCUGAAGGAGCACAAGUCCUCCGUGUCCUGCAUUCGGGUGAAGAAGAACAACGAGGAGUGUGUCACGGCCAGCACGGAUGGCACCUGCAUCAUCUGGGACCUUGUGCGUCUUAAGAGGAAUCAGAUGAUCCUGGCCAACACCUUAUUCCAGUGUGUUUGUUACCACCCUGAAGAGUUCCAGAUCAUCACUAGUGGGACGGACAGAAAGAUUGCUUACUGGGAAGUAUUUGAUGGGACAGUUAUCCGAGAGCUGGAAGGUGCCUUGUCUGGGUCAAUAAACGGUAUGGAUAUCACACAGGAAGGAGCGCACUUUGUCACAGGUGGACGUGACCAUCUGGUCAAAGUCUGGGACUACAACGAAGGGGAAGUGACUCACGUUGGGAUGGGUCACAGCGGCAGCAUCACUCGCGUCCGGAUAAGUCCGGGGAAUAAGCACAUUGUGAGCGUGAGCGCCGAUGGGGCCAUUCUGCGGUGGAAGUACCCGUUUGCCUCCUGACGCUGCUGGACCCCAGCUGUCCCUUCCCUGUGUGCAGCCCUGAGCGCUGGAUCUGGACAGUCCAGCGCUAGUCUUGAUUUCUCACCUCUCAGUUUUUGCUCUUCACUCAAAACGUUUUCUCCUUUCUAGAAUGCAUCUUGCAUUCCUAACUAUACCUUUAAAAAAGGUACAUUAAACAAAAAAAUCUGUACCUUAAACUUGAAAUACGUUCAAGAACACUUUGUGCAGACCGUGAUUUUAAGUUUUUAUUAUGAAUAAAUUUCCCAGUUGUUAACGUCCUGUUAUCAUCUCUUUUUUUUUUGUGAUUCUGUGAAACCCACAGACUUCCUGCAUGAUAUAUCCACAGGUACAGUAUUGUUAUCUUCCAAAAAUAAAGCAAAGUGAAAUUCC
Messenger RNA from Cavia porcellus (domestic guinea pig), 2325 nucleotides. Its product is annotated as cilia- and flagella-associated protein 52. Lineage: Eukaryota; Metazoa; Chordata; Mammalia; Rodentia; Caviidae. The coding region runs from base 70 to 1935 and encodes 621 amino acids. The record is from RefSeq and is a predicted model, not a curated record. The transcript is spliced from 14 exons. Gene Ontology annotation, molecular function: protein binding.